GCCUGUCUGUUUCUGCUCUCCAAUCCUGCCACCAUAGUCGCGAUUAUUAUUCAACUCAACAAGCCCAUGGAUCAAGGAGACCAGCAGUGGGAUGGCAUGAACAUAACGAGGGCACUUGAGGCCUUGUCCCCCUACAUCAACAACCCACGGGAGACUGUCAUCCGUAUUGAAGUAUUUGUGGGUGUUUCAACCGCUCUUUUGUUUCUGCAAGUCACCCUUGGUCCGUGCCGCCGGCGGUCGAGCAACUUCCUCAUCCAAGGUGCCUUGUGGCUAGCAUACACACUAUCCUUCCCUCUUUCUGCCUACACCAUCGGUCAGAUGCUGUCCUCACCAGUGAAGAAUGGGCUGUACCCUCUCUGGGUUGCUCUCAUCUUAUGGGCCGUGGGAUGCAGCAACUCCAUGACAGCUUAUGGUCUUGAUGACAACAAGCUUUGGAGGCGGUACCUCUUUGUGCUGCUUCAGUAUUUUUUCUACGCAGGCAUUAUAUUCCGGCUGCUUGUUCCUACUAGAUAUGAGUUCCUCUUGUUCCCAAAAGGACCCAUUUUUGAAACACAGCCUAUUGCCUGGUCUAUAGAUAUCCUAAUUAGCGUCUUACUGUUCACUAGUUUGGUUAGAGCAAUGGCUAAUUGGAUAGCUACAGAUUCUUACCACAGCCAAGUAGUAGCAGAUUACAUGAGGGAUCAGGUCAACCACACUGCCAACCAUCACGUAUCUGUAGAUCCAAUCACAAUGGAGGGCUACAGAUACAUUGUCUUCUUGCCUUCUCACCUACUGUGCGGCUUUAAGGUGGCAAAGGGACCAACCUACAGAAACAAAUUAGUACCCGCAGAUGAUGGUAUCAUCACCAUCGACGCAAUUUGGAGGGAGAAAUUUGAUGACAGCUGGCUCAACACAGAUGGAGGUGGAUCACAAUUGAAUGAUGUGUGCCUUUCAUUUGCUUUGUCUCACCUGCUGAAGCGCAGAUUCUUUGGGAUGGAGUGCGCUGAAGCCGCCCAUGAUGAGACCCGCAAGUUUGUCUUGGAGGGUUUACUAUCCCAUAAGGAUGGAGGUGCAAGAGCAUUUCGUAUCAUCGAGGUGGAAUUGGGUUUCCUCUAUGAUUUCUUCUUCACAAAGUAUGCAGCUCUGUUUCACAUGGAGAGAUCUUUCAUUGCCAUGGUGCUUCUCAGAAUAAUUCUCUUGUCUAUCACAGUGGCAGUACUGCUUGGGGGUUCCCCAACUAUCAUGACACCUAAACCGGUAAUUGAAGUUGGCACAAGAUCUGUCGAUGUUAGUAUCACAAUCAUGAUUAUGGGAAUUCUUUUGUUGGUUGAAGCACUGCAGAUUAUACUUUAUCUGAUGUCAGAUUGGGCCACUGUUUCACUCGCUUGCGGCUAUACAAGAAGAUCAGGGACCUGCAACAAACUCAUUCCGUUUGUUAUUUGGUUUCUCAGAAGAUUUAACUUAUCCAGAUAUUGGACAAGUAUGAUAUCAAAUACAAAGUUUGGCAAGUUUCUUUACAGCCUUAAUUUAUUUGGAUAUUGGCAAAAUCAGAUGGGCCAGUUAUCCCUAUUUGGACUCUCAAAAACUGAAACUCGGCCGAGUCGGAUCUUUGUCUGGUUGGACGACCUCUUCUGCCAGGCUUUUCUUUUGGCUAAUUUAACUGUCCAAGAAUACAUCCUUCAGCCCAUAUUUUCAAAGAUUUCAAAUAUAUUCUUCUCAUCUGCGAAAACAUCAAUAGGGGUUCCUGAUCUGGUCAAGAAAGAGAUAGUUUCUUGCUUACAGAAAACCAAUAUUGGUGGCCCUCUAACUAAUGGACAAGCAGCAUUGCGGUGUAAUGGAGAAGCAGCACUGCAGCAUCAUGUUGUCCUUGAGCAUAUCUCCUGUACACUGGAGAAUCAAAGUCAGACAAUGACCAUGCUUAUUUGGCAUAUUGCAACUGAGUACUGCGAUCUUCCUUCUCCCAAUGAGUUGGAGGAGCAUCAGAGCAGUGCGCAGGAGGAGGAAAAUGCGCAAAUAGAUAAAAAGUACAAGCAAGUCGCGAUAAUCUUAUCCAGAUAUUGUAUAUACUUGAUAGCCAAUGUCCCAGCUUUGCUUCCUGGAGAUUCUACAGAUACACUAAUGGUCUACCGUGCUGUGGUAAAUGAGGUUCAGCGUGAUGGGGUUUGGGCUUCUCACAAGCCAUGUAAGGCUGAAUUGCUGAAUGUCAUCAACAAUUGCGACAGCCGCAGGCGCACCAAAGAAGAGGGCAAUAACAUCAUCGAGGGCUCGCCCAACAACAACAAUGAAGAAGAUACCAUCUUCAUGAAAGGCUUGAAGCUGGGGAAGAAGCUGGAGGAAAUUGGAGACGGCGCGCUCCGUUGGAAGCUCAUGGCGGAUUUCUGGGUUGAGACCAUCAUCUACAUUGCACCAUCGGACGACGCCACAGCGCACAUGGAGCGCCUCGCCCAGGGUGGAGAAUUUCUUACUCAUGUCUGGGCUCUCCUCACUCACGCAGGCAUCGUGCGGCAUGACCAGAGGAGAAACCCCGAAGAUCUUGUGUAAUGCUAGUGUGUUUGCUUUUAAUUCCCCUUCCUUAUACUGU
Triticum aestivum (bread wheat) is the source of this 2560-nucleotide messenger RNA. RefSeq lists its product as uncharacterized. The transcript is spliced from 2 exons. The record is from RefSeq and is a predicted model, not a curated record. Bases 67 to 2520 code for a protein of 817 amino acids. Lineage: Eukaryota; Viridiplantae; Streptophyta; Magnoliopsida; Poales; Poaceae.